CUGGACAGCGCAGCCGGUGAUUCCUGCGUCGGUUCCUCUCAGCUGAAGCUCUGCAGAAGGUCUUUCUGUGUAGCCGGUUAGCAUCAUGUCGAACGUUGUGGAUAUGAAGCUCUACGACAUCCUCGGAGUCUCGACGUCUUCCUCUGAAAAUGAGCUGAAGAAGGCCUACCGAAAAUUAGCCAAAGAGUACCAUCCUGACAAGAACCCUGAUGCCGGAGACAAGUUUAAAGAGAUCAGUUUUGCAUAUGAGGUUCUCACAAAUCCAGAAAAGAAGGAGCUUUAUGAUCGCUAUGGAGAACAGGGCCUACGGGAGGGAGGAGGCAGUGGGCCAGGCAUGGACGAUAUCUUCUCUCACAUUUUUGGCGGUGGACUAUUUGGGUUCAUGGGGGGACAGGGCAGAGGACGCAAUGGAGGAAGGAGGAGAGGAGAUGAUAUGAUACAUCCUUUGAAAGUUUCUCUUGACGACCUCUACAAUGGCAAAACCACCAAACUGCAGCUCAGUAAGAAUGUGCUGUGUGCUGCCUGUAAUGGUCAGGGGGGUAAGGCAGGAGCCGUGCAGAAGUGUGUGGCAUGCAGGGGACGAGGUAUGAGAAUCAUGAUUAGACAGCUGGCCCCUGGGAUGGUCCAACAAAUGCAGUCAGUCUGCACAGACUGCAAUGGAGAAGGCGAGGUGAUAAAUGAGAAAGACCGCUGCAGAAAGUGUGAUGGUCAUAAGGUGUGUAAGGAGACCAAGCUUCUUGAGGUGCAUGUGGACAAAGGCAUGAGGCAUGGGCAGAAGAUCACGUUCUCUGGUGAAGCUGACCAAGCACCAGGAGUUGAACCAGGAGAUAUAGUCCUGGUCCUGCAAGAGAAAGAACAUGAGGAAUUCCGCCGUGAUGGCAGUGACCUUCACAUGGUCCAACGUAUCGGUCUGGUCGAGGCUCUGUGUGGCUUCCAGAUGACUAUCACUCACCUUGAUGGACGUCAGUUGCUCGUCAAAUAUCCAUCUGGCAAGGUCAUCGAGCCAGGUUCUAUUCGAAUGGUGAAGGGAGAGGGAAUGCCUCAGUACAGAAACCCGUUUGAGAAGGGAGACCUUUACAUCAAGUUUGACAUUCAGUUCCCCGACAACAAUUGGAUUAGCCCUGAAAAACUGAAUGAGCUGGAGUGCUUACUGCCUGCUCGUUCUGAGAAUCCUGUUAUUUCAGCGGAUGCGGAGGAAGUUGACCUGACAGAAUUUGACAAGAGUCAAGGGUCAGGAAGUGGAGCCAGGAGAGAGGCCUACAAUGAUAGUUCAGAUGAGGAAGUUGGCCAUCAUGGCCCAGGGGUGCAAUGUGCGCACCAAUAGAAAGACUCGUACAUAAAAACAUGCACAUUACACACACACACACACACAGAUGCAAAAAUACAUGAACAUCUCUUGAGUCCCAUUGCUAACACCAUUCAAGACGUGACGCGCAUACAUGUUGAUUUCUCUCUUUUCAUGAUUCACAUGAAAAAGAGAUGUACACAAAUACAUAUACACUUAUAUCAACCCUCAUCAGUCCCAUGGUGCCCAUAAGUCAGAGAUAUGCUGGACGUGUAAUGACCAUUUUGUGUUUAUGGACAGUAGUGCUCAUCAAAGCCUCCAGCAAGAAGCUUCACUGAAUGAACUUGACUUGGACCGCCCUGUUUUCAUCCUCGGCUUUUACCUUUCACUGUGGGAAACACCAGUCUAGUGUAUAAAAUGCAAAUAUUGUUGACUUUCUUGUAUACGGUGUAGUUUAGUCUAUCACACAGAAGCGCAUGCUGCUUUCUUGCUGACGAUCUUGCACAUGUAGAUCAGGGUCCGGAUCGGACACUACAGAGAAAUGGCACCACACCUGUUUAAAUUUCAGCGUGUCACGGCUAUCCAAGUGCCCUGCUAUCAAGAGAGCUGACCUAAUUACAGCCCUCUUCAGUGUGUCCUCUGCACAGCCUGCUGAGAACCGCACGUUUAAUCCACGGCAUCUUCUAAGGUGAGCAGUCAUUUAUUGAAAAUGCAACCGUUUCUGUUAAGUCCCCAGCUGUCGCGUUGCUAAAAUAUUAAAGCCCUGAGUAAAACACCUGUCAGCCAGGCAUCAUGUUUUCUUCUUUUGACAUUUAAACUUGUUUGUCUAUGUUGGUUUGAAUGUUAGUGUGUUCGAGACCACAUAACUUGACCCUAAGUUGAAUACUCGUCAUUUGAAUUGAGGGCACACUUGUAUAUUGUAUGUGUGUAAUGCAGCGGCUCGUGUGUGAGCUGCUGUGGAAUGUUCUGGCUUAUUGGCGUGAUAGAUGUUCCUGCUUUGUGUUGGACUGCAGUGUUGCACUCGAUGGGGGCAAUUUAAGAGGGAAACACAGAAUGUUUAUUUGCUGAGAAGCUUUCCCAUGAAGACAUGUUCCCUCUACUCACCAGAACCAGGAGCUCUUCUUCUCUUGCAGGAAGACCACUGGGCCCGCAGCAAGCCUGUAUUAUACAUAUCCUCCCAUCGUAGAGUUGUUAGCCAAAUUUACAUUCUUUGACUUGUUACAAUAUUCCUAUCCCUCUAGAUCUGUAAAUAAAUAUAGCCCCAGUCCACAGGUGCAUUCUAAGUCUACGGUGGUGUCCUUCAUCUAGUCGCAUUAGUUCAUUUACAAGUGAGUAAUCGCCAACGGUGGCAAAAUAAGUUCUGUUCACAUGGAGAGUUGAUGGCGCCUCUGUAGACUGUUGACAUGCACCUCUGUGACGUAUUGUGUAUGUAAUUAAGCCCACGGGGAUAAUGUGUACACAACUAAAGGGGGUCAUUGAUAAAUGACGUUAAUGUUGAUGCUUACGUUUGUCAAGAUGAGUACUGUAUAAUAAACAGUCAAUUCAAA
Pseudoliparis swirei is the source of this 2832-nucleotide messenger RNA. RefSeq names its product DnaJ heat shock protein family (Hsp40) member A2b (gene dnaja2b). The coding region runs from base 86 to 1324 and encodes 412 amino acids. NCBI's taxonomy places the organism in Eukaryota, Metazoa, Chordata, Actinopteri, Perciformes, Liparidae. Gene Ontology annotation, molecular function: ATP binding; Hsp70 protein binding. The transcript has 9 exons. Gene Ontology annotation, cellular component: cytosol; cytoplasm. Gene Ontology annotation, biological process: protein refolding; response to heat. The record is from RefSeq and is a predicted model, not a curated record.